This is a messenger RNA of Cinclus cinclus, 570 nucleotides long. RefSeq names its product ribosomal protein S27 like (gene RPS27L). The transcript is spliced from 5 exons. Gene Ontology annotation, biological process: translation; ribosomal small subunit assembly. Bases 1 to 516 code for a protein of 171 amino acids. NCBI's taxonomy places the organism in Eukaryota, Metazoa, Chordata, Aves, Passeriformes, Cinclidae. The record is from RefSeq and is a predicted model, not a curated record. Gene Ontology annotation, molecular function: RNA binding; structural constituent of ribosome. Gene Ontology annotation, cellular component: cytosolic small ribosomal subunit; ribosome.
AUGGGCUGCCAGCUUCUCUGUGAGACUUCUGUGGGAGACAGUGCCAAAGGCUUUACUAGAAGUCCAAGCGGACUGCACAGCCUUUCUGUCACCCAGGUCAUCUGGUCAUUAAAGGAGAUCAGUACCAUAGUUCAAGCUCAUCCAAUAAACAGACACACGGCACAGGCACGGGACAGCACGGCACGGCACGGCACGGCACAGGCGCGGCUCGGCGGGCGCGGAGGAAGGGGCGGCCCAGCGGCGGACAUGCCUCUGGCCAAAGACCUAGUGCAUCCCUCCUUAGAGGAUGAGAAGAGAAACCACAAAAAGAAACGUCUUGUGCAGAGCCCAAACUCCUACUUCAUGGAUGUAAAAUGUCCGGGAUGCUACAAGAUCACCACUGUCUUCAGCCAUGCUCAGACAGUAGUUCUGUGUGUAGGAUGCUCAACUGUCCUGUGUCAGCCAACUGGGGGCAAAGCCAAGCUUACAGAAGCUAGCAGGUGCUCAAGACUAGGGCAAGAACCCCAGUACUUCUAAAGUGGAGCUGUCAAGACAAAACUAAAGACUUCAGAGAAAGAGGAGAUAAUUUAU